AUGGCCUCCACCACCAACUGUGUUCAUGUACUCAUGUUAUUUGUUAUAAUAACCACUUCAAUGUUUAGCGUUACUAUAGCUAACAAGGACUGGCCCUCCUUCGGUAAUUUUAACUACACUGAUUGGUGGUCAAGAUUUGGAAACCACUAUCAUCAAAUGAAUAAGACACAACAAGAAUCCAAGAACAUCGUCGUUGGUGGCUCUCAAAAUUGGCAAUUUGGCUAUAACUACUCCGAUUGGGCUAUCAAGAGUGGCCCUUUUUACCUCAACGAUACUCUCAUUUUCAAGUAUGAUGCUCCAAAUGCAACGAGUUUCCCACACAGCGUUUAUAUGUAUUCAAGUUGGAGAAGCUUCAUCAAGUGUGAUGUUAAGAAGGCUAAGAUGGUUGCCAAUCACACACAAGGUGUUGGAGAGGGAUUCAAGUUCGUCUUAAACAAAUGGAAGCCUUAUUACUUUUCGUGCGGUGAGAAAAAUGGAUUACAUUGCAACAUUGGACAAAUGAAGUUUUCUAUUAUGCCAAUGUUUCGUCCCUUCUGGCCAUCAUCACCUUGA
Molecule: messenger RNA, 552 nt
Organism: Vicia faba (fava bean)
Lineage: Eukaryota; Viridiplantae; Streptophyta; Magnoliopsida; Fabales; Fabaceae
Source: the annotation of a GenBank genome assembly